CACCUAAGCCAAGUGCAAGAGGUAGCUCCAGUUGUAGCACCAUGAGUCCACGUGCUCUUCUUAUUCUCUGCCUUAUCUUUCUGACUCUGAAUGGAACUCAAGGAAUACCUCUGUCUAGAACUAUACGUUGUUCCUGCAUCAAGAGCAGUGAUGGACCUGUUCCUCUAAGGUUGUUAGAAAAACUUGAAAUGAUUCCUGCAAGUCAAUCCUGUCCAGAUGUUGAGAUCAUUGUCACAAUGAAAAAGACCGGGGAGAAGAGAUGUCUGAAUCCACGUUCUAAGCAAGUCAAGAAUUUACUGAAUGCAUUUAGGAUGAAAAAGUCUCAGUGAUCUCACUGAUCACAAAGAGAAGCAUUAUGGCACCAGGAAGAAUGGACCUGAGAUGCCUCUGCGGUCAUUUCCCUAUACACAUAUAUGUCAUGCCCUAGCUUCUCUGGAAUGCAGUUCUCCUAAAAGGUGGCCAACCACAGUCAUCAAAUUAGCUUCUACUGCUCCUGCAAGGAGGUAGAUGGUUCAUUAUCCUGAGCUGUUCAGCAGUAACUGUCCUGACAUGAUAGCAUAAGCUAUGCUGAGGUGCUACAAUCUUUGUGAACAUACCAAGGCCUAGCCUUACUACUGGUACUUUUCUUGCUUCUCCUACUUCUAAAGGUUAUUUAGGGAUCUGCUACCACUAUGCUUAUCAGAGUUCUUAGAAUCUCAAGUAAUUCAAAGGUAUGCAACAGAAGCAAAAGCUUUUUAAAGAAAGGUCUUUACUCUAUGGGCUUCUACUGCCACACUCCCAAGGCGCCCACAUUUUCCCAGUGAUUUUAUAUACAUAAUUCCAAAUAUGUUUUGUAUGUAUGUAGAAAUUUUAGAAAAUGUGAAAUUAUUUUUAACAGAAAGUUUAUACAAAAUAGCAUUCUUAGGUUAUAUAUAUUUUUGUAAUGUUUUUAGUGUUUAGGAAGUAACCUGUGUAAGUACUACACAUGCUGACCCACAGGAGAAAUGUUUAAAUCUAGAUAUAACUCUGUAUGUUUUUUAUAAAACAAAUGCGUUCAAUGUUUUUAAUAAUGAAAAUAAUGUGCUCUGGAACAUCUUAAGACAGAAUAUUGAACUGCUGAGUGAACAAAAAAUUAAUAAAGUAA
Talpa occidentalis (Iberian mole) is the source of this 1123-nucleotide messenger RNA. It is a transcript of the gene CXCL10, whose product is annotated as C-X-C motif chemokine ligand 10. Gene Ontology annotation, biological process: neutrophil chemotaxis; chemokine-mediated signaling pathway; cellular response to lipopolysaccharide. Gene Ontology annotation, cellular component: extracellular region. NCBI's taxonomy places the organism in Eukaryota, Metazoa, Chordata, Mammalia, Eulipotyphla, Talpidae. The record is from RefSeq and is a predicted model, not a curated record. The coding region runs from base 42 to 329 and encodes 95 amino acids. The transcript has 4 exons. Gene Ontology annotation, molecular function: chemokine activity; CXCR chemokine receptor binding.